This is a messenger RNA of Solanum dulcamara, 1515 nucleotides long. RefSeq lists its product as uncharacterized. NCBI's taxonomy places the organism in Eukaryota, Viridiplantae, Streptophyta, Magnoliopsida, Solanales, Solanaceae. The transcript has a single exon. Bases 1 to 1515 code for a protein of 504 amino acids. Gene Ontology annotation, molecular function: nucleic acid binding. The record is from RefSeq and is a predicted model, not a curated record.
AUGAUUUCUCUAGAAGAAGAGUACAACUUGGGAGAAACCAUCACGCCUGUCUGGAACGCCGAAGAAGCUGCCACUGCAUCUCCAGUGCAACCUAUUAUCACUGUUCAGCUAAAGGAACCUCUUACUGUCCAAACAUAUCUCCCGAGAGUUGUAGUAACCACUACAGUUGCUAGAAAGGCUGAGUUUGACACCAAAGAAGUCCCAUGGGAUUAUAAAACAAAAGCCAAGGGCAAGAUGAUUGACACCGCUGUGGCUCAGGGGAUGACUAGAUCAGGAAGGUGCUAUACUCCCGAGAAUCUGAAUCAAGGAGUUAUUGGGAAGGAGCCGAAUCCCAAGAAGAAUGUUACGGAUGCUGAAGUCACAGAAUUUUGGAGAAAGAUGCAGCCGAAAGACUAUUCAGUCGAGGAGCAACUGAAGAAGACAUCGGCUCAUAUAUCCAUAAUGUCUUUGCUAAUGAGUUCUGAGGCUCAUAGGAAUGCUUUGAUGGAGGUGUUAAAUGGGGUUUGCAUUCCAAAAGAGACCGCAAGUGAAACCUUAGCUGCAACAAUUGGACAAGUGUUGGAAUCUAACAAAAUCUCUUUCCAUGAUAAUGAGCUACCAACGGAAGGGACUGGACACAACAAAGCACUUCAUAUCGCGAUCAAAUGUCGUGAUAAGAUUGUGACCCGAGUUCUGAUUGAUGGCGGUUCUGGAUGUAACAUCUGCCCUUUCACAACUCUGAGAGUUUUAGGCUUGAAUAUGGGAGAUAUAGAGGAAAGUCGUGUAAAGGUUAGAGCUUUUGAUGGAGCACAGAGAAGCGUCAUUGGAGAAAUCCAUCUCACAUUGCAAGUGGGACCAGCAGAAUUCCCUAUUUUAUUUCAAGUGAUGGAUGUGUCAUCAAACUACAACCUGUUGCUGGGAAGACCAUGGGUCCAUAUGGCAAAAGCAGUUCCUUCAACUCUUCAUCAAUGUGUAAAGUUUGAGUGGGGUCACACAGAAGUUACUGUUCAUGGGGAGCUCAAUCACCCCAUCUAUUCUGUCAAUUCUGUUCCAGUAACUGAGGAAUUAGAUGGAGCCACUUUUCACACUUUAGAAAUCAUGCAAGCUGUGAGGAUUGACGAGAAGUUAGAGUCGGUUGGUGUGAAAUUGUCAGGGGCAACGAAGAUGGUCGCAGCAAAGAUGUUGAAAUACGGGUAUCAGCCUAAGACAGGACUUGGACCCAGGGCCAAUGGCAUAGUUGAACCCAUCCAGUUGAAGCAUCAGAAAGGUACCACUGGACUCGGAUAUGGAUCUACAUCGGGACGAGUCCACAACAGGGGAUCCAUUAAGACAACGUUCGUACCAGAGCAAGUUUCGAUUCUAGAUCACGCAUCUGACGAUGAUAUAGUGGAAGGAAUAGGAAAUUUGUUCGUGGCCAUGAUUGGAGAAGAGGAAGAGAUAGAUCUCCGCAAAUUGAGCAUCCGUGAUUCCAAGCCUGGAGAAAGCUUGCAGAAUUGGACCGUCAGUCCUUCCCUGUUUCGACAAAAGUCCUGGUAG